AUGCGGUUAGACAAACGCGCCGUGCAAGACCGACUGUCACCAUCUGGAACCCAAUGGCACUUCAACCCACCUUGCAACAGUCACCGCGGAGGAGUUUGGGAGCGGCUUAUACGGUCGGUGCCAAAAAUAUUGACGGCGUUAUGUCAACAACAGGCGCCGGAUGAUGAAACUUUGAGCACAUUUCUGGUAGAGGCGGAAAGGCGUUUGGGAACGGCUUAUACGGUCGGUGCGAAAAAUAUUGACGGCGUUAUGUGA
Molecule: messenger RNA, 255 nt
Organism: Echinostoma caproni
Lineage: Eukaryota; Metazoa; Platyhelminthes; Trematoda; Plagiorchiida; Echinostomatidae
Source: the annotation of a GenBank genome assembly